Messenger RNA from Penicillium canariense, 2298 nucleotides. Its product is annotated as glutamine-dependent NAD(+) synthetase. Bases 1 to 2298 code for a protein of 765 amino acids. The record is from RefSeq and is a predicted model, not a curated record. Lineage: Eukaryota; Fungi; Ascomycota; Eurotiomycetes; Eurotiales; Aspergillaceae. Gene Ontology annotation, cellular component: cytoplasm. The transcript is spliced from 15 exons. Gene Ontology annotation, biological process: NAD+ biosynthetic process. Gene Ontology annotation, molecular function: NAD+ synthase (glutamine-hydrolyzing) activity; ATP binding; glutaminase activity.
AUGGGGCACCUGGUAACUCUAGCAACAUGCAACCUGAACCAAUGGGCUCUAGACUGGGAGGGCAACCGUGACAGGAUCAUCGAGAGCAUUAAGCAGGCAAAAGCCGCCGGAGCUACUCUGCGGGUUGGCCCUGAGCUCGAGAUUACCGGGUAUGGCUGUCUCGAUGCCUUUCUCGAAGGCGAUACCUUCCUUCAUUCAUGGGAAAUGCUUUCCCAGAUCAUCGCCCACCCAGACUGCCAGGACAUUGUGGUAGAUGUUGGUAUGCCAGUUCGACACAGAAAUGUUCGAUACAAUUGUCGCGUCAUUUUCUACAACCGGAAGAUCGUUCUGAUCCGCCCUAAGAUGUGGCUGGCGAAUGAUGGCAAUUAUCGCGAAUACCGUCAUUUUACUCCCUGGCAGCGCCCCCAGGAGACGGAGGAUUACUAUUUGGAGCAGAUUGUUGGCAAAAUCACUGGACAAUACAAGGUGCCAUUCGGCGAUGCCGUGAUCAGCACACGAGAUACUUGCCUAGGCUUGGAGACCUGCGAAGAACUAUUUACGCCAAAUGGGCCUCACAUUCCCUAUGGCUUGGCAGGUGUCGAAAUUAUCUCCAACUCCUCAGGUAGCCAUCACGAGCUUCGGAAGCUCGAUACACGGCUGAAUUUAAUUACCCAGGCCACCAAAUUGAGCGGAGGUAUCUAUCUCUACGCCAACCAACAAGGCUGUGAUGGCGACAGACUGUACUAUGACGGGUGUGCCAUGAUCGUUAUCAACGGUGAGAUUGUGGCCCAGGGCUCACAAUUUUCCCUGAACGAUGUUGAAGUCGUCACGGCUACUGUGGAUAUUGAAGAGGUCCGAACGUACCGAUCCAGUGUUAGCCGUGGAAUGCAAGCAAGCAAGCAGUCACCCUUCCAGCGUAUUGAUCUUGACGUGAGACUCUCGCGCCGCACCCAAGAUGCCGAUCCCAGCCUCACAGUAUCCAUGCCUAUGAAGCCUCGCAUCCAUGCACCGGAAGAGGAGAUUGCUCUUGGGCCGGCUUGCUGGUUAUGGGACUACCUUCGGCGAUGCGGUGUUGCUGGCUUUUUCCUUGCGCUAAGCGGUGGUAUUGACAGCUGUUCCUCCUCAUUGAUUGUGCACUCGAUGUGCCGUCAAGUCAUGAAGGCUGUUAGUGAAGGUAAUGAGCAGGUUAUCAAGGACGUUCGUCGCCUUUGUGCUAAACCGGCCGAUUCGGAUUGGCUUCCCUCAUCUCCCCAGGAGAUUUGCAUGUGCAUCUUCCAUACUGCCUACAUGGGCACUCAGAAUUCUAGCCAUGAGACAAGGGACCGGGCCAAGAGACUUGCUCAAGAUAUCGGUUCUUACCACAUCGAUUUCAAUUUCGACACGGUAGUCACCGCCAUCAUGAACGUCUUCACGGUCGUCACAAACUUCCAACCACGGUUUAGAUUCCACGGCGGUGCGCCUGCGGAAAAUUUGGCUCUGCAGAACGUACAGGCUCGCAUGAGAAUGGUCUUUUCUUAUUUGUUUGCGUCGUUGCUGCCGACUGUCCGCCAACGCCCGGGCGGUGGUGGCUUGCUGGUUCUUGCAUCGUCUAAUGUUGAUGAAUGCUUGCGAGGUUACCUCACCAAGUAUGACGCUUCCUCGGCCGAUCUCAAUCCAAUCGGCAGUCUCAACAAGGUCGACCUCAAACGGUUCAUCGCCUGGGGGGUCCAUGAGUUCGAUAUGCCUAUUCUGACCGAGUUCCUCGAGGCGACCCCAACUGCCGAGCUGGAACCCUUGGCAGCCGCACAAUCCGACGAGGUUGAUAUGGGAGUUAAAUACGCCGAGCUGGGCACAUUCGGGUCCGUACCCUAUGAUAUCAAUCUGGACGACGGAUCAAGGAAAGCUAACAUCAAGUCAGCUAUCUCCGCAAAGUGGCCAAACUCGGCCCCUGGUCUAUGUACGAGAAAUUGCUCCACGUCUGGGGCAACGAGCUCAGUCCUCGUGAAAUCUACGAAAAGACGAGACAUUUCUACUACUACUAUUCGCGUCAAGCACCGCGACCACUUGCAUCCAAGCAACAUCCUCCUGCGGAUUUUAACCCUACUGGAUGAACAGCACACUGACAUGUUUCUAGCCAUCAACCGGCAUAAAAUGACGACGAUUACCCCAGCAUAUCACGCACUCGAUUACUCGCCAGAGGAUAACAGACAUGACCUCAGACAGUUCCUGUACCCUCCAUUUACCUGGGCAUACAAGAAAAUGUUGGAUAGCGUUGAGUAUUGGGAAUCGAAAGGCUGGACAACCGGGAAAGCGCAGAAGAAGAGUGUCAAGGCGGACUAA